GGGGAAGCUGAGAGCGGAUUGCCUACCCCGCCAGAGCUACCGGAAGCCGCGUCUCCUGAGUAAAGUUGACGGCGGCGAUCGCGCGAGUGGGGACCUAGAGGCUGCUCCCGCCCAGGCCAUGGCCUUGCCAGGUGGCAACAAGGACAAUAUCAGAGCUGGAUGUAAAAAAUGUGGCUAUCCUGGUCACCUGACUUUUGAAUGCCGUAAUUUUCUCCGAGUAGAUCCCAAAAGGGACAUAGUUUUAGAUGUCAGCAGCACAAGUAGUGAAGACAGCGAGGAAGAGGCUGAGGAACUCAAUAAAUUGCAGACUUUGCCUGAGAAAAAUACAAAUGAGGAAGAAGAUAAAAAAAAACAAAAAAGGAAAAGCAAAGAGAAAAUUAAAUUGAAAAAGAAAAGGAAAAGGUCUUAUUCAUCUAGUUCUACUGAUGAAGACACUUCAAAGCAAAAGAAACAGAAAUCCCAGAAGAAAGAAAAGAAAAGAGAGAAAAAAAGCAAAACAAAAAAGGGAAAACAUCACAAAAAGGAGAAGAAGAAGCGAAAAAAGGAAAAACAUUCUUCAUCUUCUGAUAGUUCAGACUCCUCUAGCAGUAACUGAAACAUCUGCCCAUUCUGCUGACAUUUUUUAUUUAAGGGAUUUAAACUUCCUUCAGUAAUUAUGCUUUGCAUUAAACUCACACUUUCCAGUCAAGCAUUCCUCUGUAUACAAGGCCAACGCUGCUCUUGACCUGCCCAAGGUUGUCCCUGUAAUAUACAUAUAUACAUAUAUGUGUACAUAUAUAUGUGUGUGUGUGCAUAUACAUAUAUAUAUAUAUAUAUAUAUAUAUAUAUAUAUAUAUAUAUAUAUAUAUAUAUAUAUAUAUAUAUAUAUAUAUCACAUAAGCUUUAGGUGUCAGUCUUGUUAGAGGCAUAUCUCAUUAAUACUCCCUAAAAGGUUUUUCUUUGCUAUUAGCAUUGCUUAAGAAAUUUAUUGUAAAGGGUCUUCACAUCAACAGAAAAAGAAGCAUCCAUACAAAACCAAUCCUACCUGACUGAGGGUGCUAUUGCCAAGUGUGUCUAUCUACUUUCCCAGGGUGCAAAUCUAGGAAAUGAAAUGUUUCCUUGUGAAGCUGAUCUAUUUACACUCAUCAUCUUCCCACAAACAUUGCAAAAUCCAGUAGCCUUAUAUUCUAUUAUAUAAGUAGUAGCAUAUUCUUCUUAUAGGAUCCGGCUUUUUGAAUGUUAGACAGGAAUAAAUAACAGAAGGCAAUAAGCCUUGUGGGGUUUGCUUUUUUUUUUUUUUUUAAUAAAUGGAAUGUACAGAAAAGUACUAAAUGUAAGAUCAUUGUUCUAAGUUUUACUCUUAUGUGAAACAGUUUUUAGCAAUUGCCUAGUAUAGGUUCCCCACCCCCGCCUCUAGUAAUUCUAGUAUUUUCUUCUAUUUAAAAAGGAAAAAAAAAACAGCCCAUUUUGAGCCUUUAUUCCUAGUAUUUCUAUUCUACUUAAGAUUUAAAGAUAAUAUUCUGUUGAUCACUAUUUAUGGUAGUAACAGCUAUAUUGUUUUGUAAUGUGCCACAUUGGCAUAUAUAAAGUGAUAUCUCAGAUUUCGAUAUUUCUAUUCUGGGGGAAGAUAGAACCUGUAUUAGGGUUCAUUUUUUUAUUACAUGGAAUGUAAAAUUUUAUGAAGCUUGUUUCUAUUAGAGAAGUGCAGGAAUUUUUAUAAAUUUGAAAUUAUAUACCUCAUUUUGUAAAAUAAUUUUAAAUGAAAUAUUUGGCAUUAAUUCUUACGCUUUAAUAAGUGGCCAAUUUGGCCAUUGGAUAAGGGAUUUGAUUUUUACUUUGUCUAUAAACUUUAGCAGAUACAUGAAAUAAUUUUAAUUAAGUUGUCUAUGAAGAAAGAAUGAUGAGCUUUUACCCUAACAUCUCUUUGGAAAAUUAAGAGAUAUAGUUUUAUAAAAAAUGUAUCCUUAUUGGAUAGAACCUUACUUUUUUUCAAAUAUAAGUUAUAUGGUUUGGCAUUCUUAAAUAACCUAUCAUAGAUUUUUUUUCUUUAAUAAUGGUCAGCAUUCUUUGUGGUUAUAAUCAAUAAAUUAAAGACUUAUUAUAUUAUGUCAGCAUUUGAAAUGCUAGCUUACUGACCUAUAGGCAGCCAUCUUUAAGUCCUAAGCACAUGGCCUAGACACUUCAGUUGAGAGCUUCAGUUUCAGACAAAUUCAGUAUUGUUCUACUGGAGAUGGAGAGAUCUGUGUUAGAGUAUAUGAUUGUGCCCUUUUCAGAGACGUUACCUGAGACAGAAGUUACUUUUGACUUUUCUUAGCCUCCCUUUCACAUUUGAGGAUAUUUUUACCUUAUAGCCAUACCUUGAAUUUCCAUGAUGCCACACAUUCCUGGGUUUUCUUUCCAGUUUGGUGGCCCCAGCUUCUCACAGAUUACCUUUGCAUUGACAGUAAAGCAGCUGUCUAAGGCCAUUUCUUGUGCAACUUUCACUCAUUCCCAGCCUCUCUCAGAAAGAGAUUCAGUUUUUGUUAAAUAGUUUAGAUAGUUCCUGGAAAAGACUAGUCAAGAUCAAAAAAGUAAAUUGGAAGCAUUACAGCCCAGUUUACCUCCACAACUACUCGACAAAGACCUAGAAAAUGCACCAGACUCGAGCCUGAUUGGGAAAUAAAAGGAAACAACAUAGUCAUUUUUUUUUCCUAAUCCAGGUUCAUUUUGAAAGUUCUAUGGCAUUAGGGUGGGAUCUAGCUGGGAAAGCAAUGACAGAGGAGUGUGGGGAGUGAAAUGGGCUUUAGGACUCCGCACAAGGUCAAGAAGAGAGCCUAGAUCCAGCUGUGCAGGGAGUAAGAGCAGAUGUCAAUUGAUAGGUAUAGGUAGACCCUAGAGCAUUGAUGGUGAACCUUUUGGGGACCCUGUGCCAUGGCCCCCCUUCUCCCAAACUGCAUGCAGUGCCCCUCCCACCCCUGCCUUCUAGGACAGGGCCAAGCUCCACAAGGAGGCUCCAGUUCCCCAUACCCUCCCCUUGCCUUUGGGGAAUGGGACCAGGUUACCAACCUUGGGUGGACCAUGCUCCUCAGAGCUGGCCUCCCCACUUAGGGUGGGAGGGGCAUGAACACACAGCUACUCACAACUUUGGAGAGGAAGGGGCACAACAUACUGGAGGGAGGCUAGAAUGGCCCACCCUCUGCAUUCAGAGGUGGGGCUAGGCUCCCAACCAGCCAAGCCAAGGUUCUGUGCACAGAAAGGGUUCUGCAUGCCAUCUUUGGCAUACGUGCCGUAGGUUCACCAUCAUAGCCCUAGAGCUUGGUCACAGAUCCAGUACAGCCUGAGGAGGAAAUCUGCCCUUUGGGAUGGAUAACCAGGGCAAGGAGUAGUCCAAGGCACAAAGCUGUGUUCUCAUGGGACUCUGACUGAGGAUAGAGCAAGAUCUUAGAAUCAUACCCUACUCCGGGCUGAUGCUAGAACAAGAUAACUAGUGUAGGAUGCUCAAAAUAAGGGGGAUCCUACAGUUUUGUUAUUCUAAACUUAAAGUGUCUUUAAAAUUAGCUGUCCGUGAUUGUGUCCAGUAGCAUUCUGUUGGAGUCCCAACUAAGGGCAAGUUUACUGUUGUGUUAUUCAGACCCAAACCUGUAUCAUUUUGGAAAUAUUGAAAACUAGUGUCCCUGGGGCCCUUGACGAUUACAAUUCUCAUUGCCAAAAGAAUACCAAACAACUAAGCAGAGUCCCAGACAUUCUCUCCAAAAGAAUUUUAUAAAUGAAGUGAGCAUACUGGAUAAAAGAAUUGGGAAAGAAAUAAGAUCUAUAAAGGAAUAAUUUGGAAAAGAAAGCUUAACACAAAAGUUGUAACAAUAACAAAAAAAAAGCCAGACUUUAAAAAUGAGUAUGUGCCAAUAGAAGUUAACUCCAGGAGACAACAAAUAUUAAAGUCAAAAGACUGAAGAAAAAAAAAUAGAAGAAAUUGUAAGAUAUAUAAAAAAACAAUGACCUGGAAAAUAUCAGCAUUUGAACAGCCUCAGAGCCUUGAACAUAUUUCAAGAACUCAUGAGAGAAAAUGCCCACUUCUCUUAAAAUCAGAGAGCAAAGUGAAAAUAGAAUUCAAGAAUCACUUCCUUUUAAAAAACCCUAACCUGGUGGACACAAGCACCAGAAAAAGGCACGAUAGUUAAGAUGACACAAUUUAGCAGCCAGCACUAUAUAAGAGAACGAUGAAUUUGGGAUAUGAUAUUCCAAAAGAGCAGAAUACUUCAUCUCAUAACCAAAAGUAGCUAGAAAAACUAUAAUCCUAGUAAGAGGAUAUGGAAGGACAGGAAUGGACCUUUAAAGAAAUGCAGCACUUUGAGCAUUCCCAAGAAAAUAGCAAAGUUUAAAGGAAACUGAAGUAUAAACAUGGGAGAUAGAAAUACAAGAUGAAUACAAAUGUGCACUCAUAAGAGACUUAAGGAUGAAAUGUUGGCAUUCUUUUAAGGUGAGAGUAUGUAAAUGACUGAAACCCUAAUAUCAGGGUUCAUGGAGUCAAGAUGGGACAUAGUUAUUUUGCUAUCUGGGUCAUUAAAGAAGAAAGGAAAGGGAUAGGGAAAAGAAUACACUGGGGGGAAGGUUAGGGGGGAAAUUGUGUCAGUGUAUGCAAGUGGAAGACAAAGUUUGUUCAAGAAAAAGGGUGGAAGUUGGGUGUCAUAUGAAAGUCACUUUCAUCCCAACUGGUCAAAGAAGGGAAGAACACACAAGCUGGAUGCAGAAAUGCAGUUUACUAGACAGGGAGGCUGGAGGAAAAGUGGGAAUAAGGAUAGGUAUAGCUUUAGUGAAUUACUCCUGAGGCUUCUGUUUUUGCAGUUUUACUUAUUUUAUCAACAUAGUUUUUUACCUGAUUUCAGACAUAAAUUCUGAUUAAAGUAAUUUUCUUCUAUAGUAAACCAUGACUUUUGAAUUAAAUACCCAUGCAAGAGCCAUACAAAUUAUAUUAUUUCUACUUUUACAAUUCUAUUUUAACAACAAGCACCAAAAAGAAUCAUUUAAGAAUGAGCAAAUAUUAUAUUCCUACAGAAUGAUGUGGCAGAAAAAUGUAUCAGAAUGACUGCAAGGAGAUCCAGACUCUAUUAAUAAUCUUUAUUACUUGGAGAAGUCACUUCAUCUUACUGGUCCUCAGUUUCUUUAUCAGUCCAAUUUAAGAAGUUGGAGUUUACAGUCUUUUCUCUCCCUCAAUUAUUAACUCAUUUAAUUAGUAUUAAAUUAUAUUAAAUUAAAUAUUAACUCAUUUAAUGUAAUAAUAGUAAAAAUUAGAUGCUAUUUCAAAUAAGCUACUUCCAUUCCAAGAAAAUUCUAAAGAAUCCACCAAUAUGACUAUCACCAAAAUGAUAUUUUUAUCCAAGUAGAUAUUUUAGUGCCCAACUGGAGAGACACUUCACAAAUGUGCCCAAACCCAUAGGUACACACACAAAUUCACCUACAUCUCAAUAGAACAAGAGGUAUGAUCUUUUAAAUGGGUAAUGCGUUAAGAUUAAACUUUUAGGUCAUUGACUUGAAAAUAAACAAAUUUGCUCCUAGAGAAGCAGACCUGACCAUACAAACUCUUCCUCUCUUUCUUGCGGGGAUCUGCUUAUCUGUUAGACAUUGUCGCCUACCUAGAAGUCCCAUCAUCAAUUUCUGUGGGCCUAAAAGCGUCAAUGACUGGAAACAAGCAAAACAAAUACAUUUGUACGCUGAAUACAAAUACAGCCCAAAAAUCAUUAAUAAACAUUCGUGUCUUAUAAUAAAAGAUACAUGUGAGAAGUUUAUCCCCCUAAAAAUAGGUAUUUUUAAAAAUAAAAUCACAAUAUAUUUGAUUCCAAUUUAGAAGAAAUCGCCCUCACCAGAUAUAUAAAACUUAAUGCCAUGUAGAAUGUCUUGCUUAUUUUUGUUUUCUCCUUUUUACCUUUUUGCCGUCCUUUCUAAGACUUCUGUCUUAUUACUGAAUAAUGAAAAUAGGAAGAGACCUAGUUGAGAACCAUAUAAUGACUUAAGCAGAUAAAAGCAACAAAGCAUUUGAUAUUCCCCAGGGCCAUGUAAAAAAUCAGAAUUGUACAGUUAUGCUUUACUUGACACUGAAUUUUUUCCACAUCUGCAUUCAACAUGUCACAUUGACUCAAGCUGCUAGAUCGAUAAGCUUUGUCCCAAUAAUCAAUGUAAAAUCUUUAUUAUAUACAAAAUAAAACCUUACCAU
Messenger RNA from Monodelphis domestica (gray short-tailed opossum), 6166 nucleotides. It is a transcript of the gene SREK1IP1, whose product is annotated as SREK1 interacting protein 1. Gene Ontology annotation, molecular function: nucleic acid binding; zinc ion binding. Lineage: Eukaryota; Metazoa; Chordata; Mammalia; Didelphimorphia; Didelphidae. The record is from RefSeq and is a predicted model, not a curated record.